UACUACAUUACUCACUCGUAUCGAAGCCGUACUAAACUCUAGACCUAUCUCACCACUCUCGCAAGAUCCCUCCGACUUCACAGCCUUAACCCCAGGGCAUUUUCUCAAAGGAGCACCCAUUCUGGCCAUACCUGAGCCAGGCGUGGAGUCGCUAUCCUUAUCGAACAGAUGGGAGCGAAUUAAAAUCCUCCAUCAUGAUUUCAGCCGCCGAUGGAAGGAAGACUACAUAAAGGACCUUCACAAGAGAUACCGGUGGAAAACUCAAGAAAAGGCACCAAAGCUUGGAGACUGCGUCCUUAUACAAGAUGAUUGUCUCCCUCCUACGGAAUGGCGACUCGGCCGCAUAAAACAACUUCAUUACGGUUCCGACGGUCAUGUUCGAGUAGUUGAUCUCCGCACUCAAACCGGAACACUAACCAGACCGCUCGUAAAAUUAUGCUUUCUACCAACCGCCGAAGAUAAAGAAACGUAAAACCGAAACCGCAAUAAUAAAUCAAUAAAUCGUUAAAACAUAUAACCGCUUACCAAAUCGAAACCUCGAAUAACAUUAAUGACACAAAGACUUAACAUAAAUGUCUGAUAAAAAAAGACAUCCUAUUCAUGCCACAUAUCGUGGCACAAACGUCCAUAUUAUUGUAAAUUUCACAAUACAUUUCUAAUAUCAUAAUUUCUCUCACAGAGUAAUAUGGACGUGGAUAUGGCAUCAUCGUCAACGCCAACCAUGCGUUCGGCAAUUUCCGCCCCUCGCGCUGAAGCUGCCCCAAUAGCAGCACCCCGGACCAACACUGCACCGGCAGCGCCUCGAACAACAACAGGCUCCACCGCGACAACGGCUCCGCGUCAAAGCACGCCAGCAUUACCAGCGGAUUUGCAACUAAUUCGCUGCCCAUUAUGCCGCCGCCCUCAUCGGCUAUCGCACUGCGGUAUCUUCAAAGGCAUGCCGCCGAUGCAACGCCAGCAGGUGGCACAGGCGCACGGGUAUUGCCUGAAUUGUCUGGCAACUUCCCACGCAACUCAGGAGUGCCCAUCACCUAAUCGUUGCCAAAUCUGUGUGCGGGCUCAUCAUACGAUGCUGCACCGCAUUCCCAGACGCGACUCCCGGCGCCCACCGGCUCCUCGCACCAGUGGUAACGUCAGGCGUUCCCAAAGGACUCCUGUGACGGCAUACCGCCGCCGCGGACCCUCUGCAGCAGAAUCCCGUCCUUGGCGCCAUAACCGGGCAACAUCAACAAGACGCCAUCAGCUUAGUCCGCAAUCCCGCCGGUCAACAGGUCUCAGCAGCGUGGUAGCAACGCUCCAGCAGCUACAGCGGCUUCUAGGCUAAAUACUCGCCUAGGGGGGCCGGGAUGGCUAAAUGAGUAGCGACGUCACAUCACAUCGAAUCGACUAAUCACCUCAUCACGCGAGCGAACACCACUCAUUAACACACAUACACGCACAUGCACCCAAACGCGAUGACAUUCUGCAGUCUAAUUAUAACAAAAGGAAUAGAGAAAGCAGCUCGCGCACCUUUCGUUGAUACGACGUCGAUCACGCAGCAUCGCCUAUCGCAGCAUCCCGGUUCUCGUUCGCUACCCGCGUCUAUAUUUUUUAUAAAGUUUUCAUUUAAAGUCCUUUGUAAUAAGUUUCAUCAUUUCACUUACCAUUUUUUAAACCGGCUGUUUUCAACUUCUUACGUUGAUAAUUUCUGUAUACAUAAUUUGCAUACAUUUACGUUUAAUCUAAAUUUUAAACCACAUUUGGUUAUACCAAAUUUGAACUGUAUAAAAAUAAAAAGUUUAUAACGAUUUGCGGAA
Bactrocera dorsalis (oriental fruit fly) is the source of this 1796-nucleotide messenger RNA. RefSeq lists its product as uncharacterized. Bases 686 to 1324 code for a protein of 212 amino acids. The record is from RefSeq and is a predicted model, not a curated record. NCBI's taxonomy places the organism in Eukaryota, Metazoa, Arthropoda, Insecta, Diptera, Tephritidae. The transcript has a single exon.